Messenger RNA from Acanthoscelides obtectus, 702 nucleotides. Lineage: Eukaryota; Metazoa; Arthropoda; Insecta; Coleoptera; Chrysomelidae. The record is from the annotation of a GenBank genome assembly.
CUGUGAUUAGUCUCAGGUUCUACCAACGUGAAGUUAAAAACAUUACUACACUUAGUGAUUUUGGUAACUUUUCAAAACUUCCUUUUCAGGUUAAACGUCAACUAAAAAGGUACAGAUCUAAACAAAUCCGCAAUUUUCUAAAUAUUUUGAAACCAUCGUGACUCAUUUGUGGCAUCAUAACGCACCUUUAUCAUACGACUAUACCCUAAUCGGAAUAUUUUCUCUAUUUUCAGCUUUACCUUUGGAGAUGUCGGACGUUGAAGUUGAUGAUGCCCCUGUGGCCCCACCGGCGACUGGAGGACCAAUGGACGUUAACCAGGCCUUGCAAGAAGUUCUGAAGACUGCCCUCAUUCACGACGGUGUUGUUCACGGUCUUCACGAAGCCGCCAAAGCUUUGGACAAGAGGCAAGCUGUGCUUUGCGUGUUGGCCGAAAACUGCGACGAGCCCAUGUACAAGAAGCUUGUACAAGCUCUGUGUUCUGAACACCAGAUCCCUCUUAUCAAAGUAGAUAACAACAAAAAAUUGGGAGAGUGGUCUGGACUAUGCAAGAUUGACAACACAGGCAAAGCAAGAAAAGUUGUCGGAUGCUCCUGUGUCGUGAUUAAGGAUUAUGGAGAGGAAUCGCCAGCAUUAGAUAUUCUUAAAGAUUAUCUUAAGAAUGCUAAGUAGACCUUGUUAAUUUUUAUGUAAUAUAAAAAAAA